Molecule: messenger RNA, 1267 nt
Organism: Moneuplotes crassus
Lineage: Eukaryota; Ciliophora; Spirotrichea; Euplotida; Euplotidae
Source: the annotation of a GenBank genome assembly
GGUAGUGAUAUUUUAAUAACUAUUAAAUAUGGGAAACAAACAAAGCGUUGCAUCCAAAUAUAUAUCUUCUGGUACAGUUAGGCGCACCGAAGACUCAAAAGAAGCUUAUCAGGAGGACCCAUUCGGUCUAAAAUCACUGGAGAGUGAAGGCCAGACAAAGCCUACUGUGAGGAGCUUCAAAAUUAAGGCUAUAAUAGUUUCAAAGGCACUGCAGAACUUCUUUACAUACACCCAAGAUUGCCAAAAAUAUGAAGGAGAUAUCCAAGAGUUGCAUCAACGCUGGGAACAGAAACUAGUGCUGCUUAAACUUAGAGCCAUAGACAUUGAAGAGAAAGGAGAAUUCCAAGAACUUGAAGAUCUUGAUAAAGAAAUCAACCUGCUGAAGAAGGCGAUGAGCAAGCAAGACAUCUUUUCUAAGCUUAAGGACGAAUCCUAUUGGAGACUACUGACAGAAGAAGUGAUGGCUAAUUGCCACACCUGCUCACGAAAAACUUCUUCUCUAAAAUACAUGCCUGCCCAGCCCAAACCCAUUUUGGACAGACUCGCCUUCUCUUCAACUGGCUUCGACUACUACUAUUGGUUUCAAAAUGGCUGACAGCAGCCUUUUAGACCAGUUGCUGAUCUCGAACUAAGGAUGAACAGACCAGGAGAUAUGAAUGUGAUCACGGGGCUUGACAAAAGACUUCCUGAUUUAAAAACAUUUUGGAUUAGGCAUAUUCUUAGAGAGAGUCAAGAGGAGGUAAAGCAUUGUAUAGCCAAGUAUUUCCCCAAAACAGUAAGGGAGUUUAGCUUUAAUGGUGCCUCUGCUCUGGAGAGCAUUGACCUGUACCACUCUGCCUUGCUGGCUGCUGCUCCUUGUGUGACAAAGGUGGUUUGUCUUUGUAAUUUUAAGAUCUCCCAGCUCCAGACCAUCGCCCUCCUCACUGCCUUUCACAAGGUCACAUACUUUGGCUUCACCUACUGCAUUCUGCACAUUCCCUCUGUGGCUUCCUUCCCUGACUCCGUGGAGAACUCCAACAUUCGGAGAUUAGAUUUCAACUUAUCAGGAAAUAGAGCCCACGGAGACUGGGAGAAGGAUAGCUCGUGCUUCAACAACCUGGUGGCUGGGCUCGCACAGGCCGACACCCUCAGAGAAAACUUGGAGGAGGUGGGGAUGUGGGACUGUGGAAUGAAGAAGGAAGAAAUCAAGGAGAUCUUGGAGAACUGUGGACUAGGUCAUGUGAACAUUUUAGGAGCUUCGUAAAUUCUUAAGUUUCAAUAGCUGGUA